GUUGCGAUAGGGCAUUGAGCGUACUUGUUGUCGCGGUAUAAGAACGAGGUGACUCGCCGACGUUAUCUCGAGCUCCCAUUAUCGACCGCUGCAACGAUGUCUACACUUUCAACGCUCGCGAAUGCGGCCCCCGUGCACAUCUUUGGCGUCUCCGGCGUUCUUGGCGCCGCCUACCACUUCUCGACUCUCCAUCUGGAACCCGACUUUGUCCUCCUGGAACUCUUCGGCCUCUACGCCACCGUCUUCGCCGGCUUGACUUACCUCUUCUACCUACCCACCAGUUCACUACUCGAUGGACUACAGAAAUCCGGCGUGGCCGCGGCAGGGUUCAAUACUGCGCUCGCAGCGAGUAUCCUCAUCUACAGGCUGUUCUUCCACAGGUUGCGGGGGUUCAAGGGACCCGUUGCGGCGAGAGCCACCAAGUUCUAUUUCUUGAUGAACAUCUGGAAGAAGUGUCAAGGCCACUUGGAGACGCAGCAGCUGCACGAGAAGUACGGAGAUUUCGUACGGAUUGGCCCUCGUGAGCUCUCCAUCGCCGCUCCCGGCGCAACCCACGCGAUAUACAGCUCGUCCUCGCCGUGCAUUCGCGCUGUUUUCUACCGCCACCAAGCACGCGAAGACCACUGCUCGGUCCUUCUGAGUCGGAGUCGAGCUCAUCACGCUAUGCGGCGGCGCGCCUGGGACCGCGCAUUCAACGGGACCAUGCUCUCGUCGUAUGAGCCCAAGGGCAAGGUACUCACCGACAAACUCUUGGAACAACUACAUACGCAUGCUGGGGAGGCGAUCGAUAUCACCGAUUGGGCGAGAUUCUUUGCCAUGGACUUUAUGGGAUGGGUGGGCUUGGGGAAGAGUUACGGGAUGAUCGACACGCUGAAGAUGCACGACAGCGUGAAGAACUUGAUGUCGGCCAUGUUCAUUCUCGGCGUGGUCGGACAGGUGCCGUGGUUGAUUACGUUGAUGUUGCAGAUUCCUGGUGCGGGAGCCACGCUCAGAGACUUCCAGGCAUGGUGCAGAACACAGGUGGAUGAGAAGAUCCGGACCUUCAACCCCUCCGCCAAAUCGACCGAUAUUGCCACCACCCUCCUCCAAGACGACCGAUGCGGACUCGGCAAGCUCGCCGACGAGGGACGCAACGACGACGGCCGUCUCAUGAUCAUCGCCGGCAGCGAUACUACCGCCUCGGCCCUCGCCGGCUUCUUCUACUACCUCGCCGCGAACCCCCGCGUCCAGCGCAAACUGCAGCACAUCCUCUCGGAGGCAUUCCCGGCAGGCGACAGCGCGUACACCACAGCCGCCGCCGGGGAGAUCCCCUACGUGGACGCGGUAAUCAACGAGACCUUGCGGCUGCAACCCCCGGUGACACUAAGCCUUACGCGCACCACACCGAAGGCGGGAAUGACCAUCAACGGAGUCUACAUCCCCGGCGAUGUCACCGUCAGCGUACCCACGUACGCCGUCCACAGAGACGGGCGUUACUUCGAGCGCCCAGAAGAAUUCAUCCCCGAGCGCUGGACCGACCAGCCGGAGCUUGUGAAGGAUCCCAAGGCGUUUAUCCCCUUCUCGAUUGGUCCCUACGGCUGCGCUGGCAAACCGAUGGCCGUGAUGGAGAUGAGGAUGGUCCUGUGCCGAGUGGUAAUGAACUUCGACACGGCGUUCGCAGACGGCGAAGACACGCUCAACUACUGCAAUAACCAGAAGGAUUACUACACGAUGCAGUUGCAGCCAUUGAAGAUGGUUUUCACACCUCGGUCAUGAGGUACAUAAGAGGAUGUUCGGUUGUUUUUCAUAGUCGGUCGAAAUCGAUGGAUACUAGCACUCGUGUGAAGGCGGAUAUCUAGCGAGCCGUAGCUGGGCGGGGGUGCUUGCCGGCAGCCUGGCAUGCACACGAACCGUGGGUAGUCUUUCAAUUAUGCUCACUUUUAUGUAACCGUCUGCGCAAUAACGUCUUGACGAGUCA
Messenger RNA from Tricharina praecox, 1957 nucleotides. Its product is annotated as cytochrome P450. The transcript has 4 exons. The record is from RefSeq and is a predicted model, not a curated record. Gene Ontology annotation, molecular function: monooxygenase activity; iron ion binding; heme binding. Bases 97 to 1755 code for a protein of 552 amino acids. Lineage: Eukaryota; Fungi; Ascomycota; Pezizomycetes; Pezizales; Pyronemataceae.